CAUCCCGCGACUUCCUGUCGCUGUAAUUUUCUUCAGUGCUGACGGAGAGGCUUCCUAUUCUAUCCUAGCUAGCUAACUCCACAAACAGAAAAAUAAUAACAAUAAAUGUACUAUAAAUUAUCGUAUGAUAUUACGUUUCAGAAUAAUACAGCUGUUAAAAUGUAAACGAAUAGAGAGCUAAUUCAUUUUCUGUAUCAAAUCGUUUCCGUUAGAUUCGUAUUAUUGUAUGUUAUAAUGCUAGUUCAGGACUCUACAGAUUUGCCUAACGGCAGCUAGCAGGGAAUUUCACUGUGUUUUUUGUGUGUGUGUCGCUAAAACUAGAUCGUCACCCGACAAGGCCAUAUUGUCACUCAGCUGCAGAAAUCAAACUUCUCUUUAAUCGAUUUGCGUUGACACCUGUUAGCUAGCGCGGCUAGCUAGCGCUCUCCUUGCACUGAUUCUACUGGAAAUGGUAGACGCCCUCAUGUGCCCAUGGAAAAGGCGGCUUUCGAGGGGUGGCUGGAGUCAGUUUCUACCACCUUCCUGGCGCUAAGUGACCAGCAGCGCAACCAAUCGCUGGACCACCUCAUCUCACUGAGCGGCGCCGCCCAACUACGACACCUGUCCAAUAGGCUGGAAGCGCUGCUGAAGCGGGAUUUCCUGCGCCUGCUGCCGUUAGAGCUGGCCUUCUACCUGCUCCGCUGGCUGGACCCCCAAACCCUGCUCACCUGCUGUCUGGUGUGCAAGCAGUGGAAUAAAGUCAUCAAUGCCUGCACAGAAGUGUGGCAGAGUGUGUGUCAAGACCUCGGCUGGCGCAUCGAUGAGUCCAUCCAGGAUGCGACUCACUGGAAAGGUGUUUAUCUAAAGGCCAAACUGCGCAUGAAGCAGCUAAGGGAGGAGGAUGCUUUUGAGACCAGCUCUCUCAUUGGACACAGUGCUCGGGUAUAUGCUCUCUACUAUCGGGAGGGGCUCCUCUGCACAGGUUCUGAUGACCUGUCAGCCAAAUUAUGGGAUGUCCGCACAGGGCAGUGCAUUUACGGCAUCCAGACCCACACUUGUGCCACUGUCAAAUUUGAUGAGCAGAAACUGGUAACAGGGUCUUUUGACAACACCAUUGCAUGCUGGGAAUGGAGCACUGGUGCCAAAAUCCAGCAAUUCCGAGGACACACUGGGGCGGUAUUCAGCAUUGACUACAAUGAUGAGUUGGACACCCUGGUCAGCGGCUCAGCAGACUUCACUGUAAAAGUCUGGUCCCUGUCUUCAGGAACCUGUGUUAACACAUUCACUGGGCACACAGAGUGGGUCACCAAGGUGCACCUUCAAAAAAGCCAAGUGGAAUCCAUGAUGCACAGUCCUGGAGACUACAUACUACUGAGUGUUGAUAAGUAUGAAAUAAAGGUGUGGCCAAUCGGCCGUGAGAUCAACUGUAAGUGCUUAAAGACUCUAUCCGUAUCAGAAGACCGCAGUGUCUGCUUGCAGCCGCGAUUACAGUUUGACGGCCGGUACAUUGUCUGUAGUUCAGACUUGGGCAUAUACCAGUGGGACUUUGCAAGUUUUGAUGUCAUCAGAGUCAUCAAGCCACAGCAGGACCCCUCCAACUUCUCUCUGCUUAGUUUCGGUGAGGUGUUUGCUCUGCUCUUUGACAACCACCACCUCUAUGUUAUGGACUUGAGGACUGAGGUCACUGUGGGUCGCUGGCCACUGCCAGCCUACCGCAAAUCCAAGCGUGGCUCUAGUUUCUUGCCGGGCGUCACCUCCUGGCUCAAUGGACUGGACGGCAAGAACGAUGCGGGCCUGGUGUUUGCCACCAGCAUGCCCGACCAUAGCAUUCAUCUGGUUCUUUGGAGAGAGAAUGGGUAGAAAGGCAGAGGAGGUUAAUACUAGCCCUGAGCUUUGAAAGCAGGCGGGACUUUUACAAACAUAAAAAAAAAGAAAAAAGGGUGCUUUCAAUUUGGAAAAUAUUACAGCCAACCCAGUUAGAUAAUGCAUGGACCAAAGUGUUUUCCCCCUCCUCGCCUUUGUUGCCAUUCGCAUUAGGGAUUCACUCUUGCUUCAGUUUCUUUCUUAGUCACUGGUAAACUACGAAUUCAACACAUUACAGUCUUUAGAAAAGAAGACUGCUGGAGAUUUGCAGUACAGGCCAUAGUUUCUCUCCAUAAUGUGAACAAUCCAAGGUUGUUGUUAGUUGAAGAUUUAGGAGAGAUUUCCCACUGAACUUCAGAGUUUCGCUCCUUUUGAUUUCACACUAGUGAGGGAUAGUGAAGUGCUAGAGCACAGAUCGCUUCACGGCAAGCAUGAGCAGUUGACGUGUUUUUAUAGCACAAUCACUAAGAUUGACAAUGAAGUAAUGUUUUUUUUGUUACCUUUUCAACAAAUUUGCGUUUCUUUACACGUCAAGAAUUUUCCUUUGGACACAGAGAUGUUGCCUUGAAUCUGUGAUUUCCUAUUGAAGAAAUUUAAUUUGCAGACCUCUGCAUCUAUAGGCGCUGGCUUGCGGCCCAAAUAUAUGGGUUGGUCCUUUUUCUGAGUUUUGAAUCAAAUGGCUUUUGUUUGUAUGAAGGUCAUUCAGAAGUGGCUUCUCGUUGUUAUUGACCCUUGGUUUUAUUUUUCAUUCAGUUUAUUGGUCAUGUGCCUUUGUUUUAACACUUAACUAUUUGCAUUUACAGUGCGUCACAUUUUGAAGUCCAGUCCUCCCUCAAUGACAAUGAAAGAAGAAAACAUUGUAUGUUUUUUGUUUUUUAACCUAAUGAAAUUGAUACUGUAAGAAUUAGUCUCACCACUAUUAGGCCAGAAUAGAUCACACAAAAGUGUUUAUUGUGAAUCUCAUUGAAUGUUCAUUUUUAAUCUUUAUUUUUAAAGCGUGAUCUUAUUUUUUGCUUAAUCCAGGACUAACCAGCCUUUGUCACUUUAUAAAGCUGCUUCUGUAGUUCUGUAUAUCCCACUGGGACAUUAUUUUCUCAAACCAUAAAAACUAAGUAUUUUGGGUUUAUAGUUUAAUCCAUUUUUCAUCUUGCUCACACAUUUCAGAGGAAAGAAAGUGGGUAACAUUUAGAUUAAAUGAAAAUAUCAUUGGUGGUUAUGAUGUCUGUAUGCAGCGCUCAUGUGUUACUUCACCGAAAUGGAAACUCACAGACAGUAAUGGCAUCCUUCCAUCAUUAGCAAAAUUCAGGUCUGUUGUUUGUAUAACAAAAUAACAUGCUGUCUUAAAAAUAAAUGACAGUAGCUAAUGAUAGAA
Molecule: messenger RNA, 3214 nt
Organism: Carassius carassius (crucian carp)
Lineage: Eukaryota; Metazoa; Chordata; Actinopteri; Cypriniformes; Cyprinidae
Product: F-box/WD repeat-containing protein 2-like
Exons: 7
Coding region: 472-1839 (455 amino acids)
Molecular function (GO): protein binding
Source: RefSeq, a predicted model, not a curated record